This is a messenger RNA of Drosophila ficusphila, 672 nucleotides long. RefSeq lists its product as uncharacterized. The transcript has a single exon. Lineage: Eukaryota; Metazoa; Arthropoda; Insecta; Diptera; Drosophilidae. Bases 1 to 672 code for a protein of 223 amino acids. The record is from RefSeq and is a predicted model, not a curated record.
AUGGGACACGGCAGUCGCGUUUUGGGGUACCACUUCAGGGUAGGAUACCUCCUCAGCGACUGCCUGGACCAGGACUCAGCGGACUGGCUGAGGGCCGUUGUGCGCUUGCUCAGAACGUGGAAGGGCGUGCCCCUAGAAACCAAGGUGGGAGAAGAUAUCCCCGCGGCAUAUAAUGUCACGGUCUUCUGCCCCAGAAGCUCGGACAGAAAAAAUGAGGAACUUCUCACGAUGCUUGGGCGACAGAACAGGCUGGAGACGGAUGCCUGGAGAGUGGUCUCCCGAAGGAACGAUGGAGACGGAGCACUCCUCGUCAUCGGGAUCGACCAGCUCACCCGAGACGAGAUCGUAGCUAGAGGGCAUCAGCUCAACUUUAGGUAUGGUACCGUCUCGGUGAGUGGGCUGAGAAAGGCGGCAAAGAUGGCCGAAACAGAAGGAGCGCUCUCUGGUCCCCCUGAUGGCAAAGUGGAGGUCGAGGAAUCCCUCGACGAGCCACAGGAGCCUAUGGGUACAGAGGAGGACCCUGGCGCCGUUACAGACGUGAGGAAUGAGGAUGAGAAGCAUCCUACGCCCUCCGACAAUAACGACGAAAUUGAGGCCGACGUCACUCUGACGGAUGGCAGUGGAGGGGAACACCCGCCCCCUUCACCAAAGAUGGAGCAUCCGCUCCAAUGA